Messenger RNA from Eurytemora carolleeae, 576 nucleotides. RefSeq lists its product as uncharacterized. NCBI's taxonomy places the organism in Eukaryota, Metazoa, Arthropoda, Copepoda, Calanoida, Temoridae. The record is from RefSeq and is a predicted model, not a curated record. Bases 16 to 576 code for a protein of 186 amino acids. The transcript has 6 exons.
UUUUUAGAAAAUUAAAUGGCUUGCAGUGUAUCCUUUUAUCCUUCUACGUCAUCAUCGUUAAGAAGCUACAGAAGGUAUGAAUCUAGUCUGAUUUUAUCUCGAGUAAAGGAAACUAGAGAACUAGAGAAGAAUGAAAAGGAUGAAAACAAUGAGACAAAUCGUCAUCAAGGACUAACGGCUCUUGACUUUCGUCUCAGGCGAGAUGAAAGGAAGCGAAGGCUGCAGAGAACGCAAAGUUAUAGAUCCUCUACGGUCCAAGAGACACCAGAGGACACGCCUCCUCAUCCUGUAGAAAAGAAAGAGGUUGUAGUAACUGACCGACUAGGAAACGAUAUAUAUGUUCUCGGAGAAACUAAUGAAGAUCGAAUUGCCAGGGAACUUGAUCAGUGGGUUAGGAAGAUGAAAACUGUUGGAACUUUAAAUACCGGACUUGAAGCUUUUAAAGAUAUCAAGGUCGGUGUUUAUCAGAGUGAUGUUCUGCAUGGUUCCCCCUCCUAUGAACCAUAUCCUAGUCUUAAAGAUAAAACCUUCACUUACACUGGUGGGAAGGAUUCAAAGGUAGGAGAAACAACAUGA